UUGGAAAGCCUGGGCGGGAAAUUAUUUUUGAAGUGGGAUGAAGUCUGCAUUUCCUAUAACGAUGUUCCCUAUUCCAGUUUCUUUCCAGAAAGCGGAGAUAGUGUUUUAAAGUAGGGGGCGACCUUUCGGGGCCUAACCCCCGUUCACGGGGAACGGGGGAAUUAGGGUUCCUGGAACAGGGACUGGAGUCCCCCGCAAGCCUCUUCUCUGGGAAGCCAUCUCUGCGUGGACGGGGGUAAGAUCCUUUUUUAAAACAUCAAAAUAAAAUUCACGUAUACUUUCCCCGUUUGACAAACAUCUAUCUUCCCGUAUAGUUUUUCUGUUUUUCCCUUCCAACCUUUCUAUAAAAAUUGUUUUUCACAAAAAAAUUUUUUUUCUAUAUUUUCGUCACACCUCCAUUUCAUCGAACAACCAACCCUUCUUUUACAUAGGUUUUCUUGUGUACUAGUAAUAAACAAACAUCUCUACUAGUUUUCUUCUCCCAGACAAAAAAUAAUAAAUAAAUUUAAAAAAGGUGGAAGUAGCAGUGAUGACAACAAUAAAAGAAAAACAAAAACAACAACAGAUGGGGGGUUAGAAGGAAGCAGUCAUCACCUCCCCCAUCACAAUUAUAGUGAACAUCACACUGACCGUUUAAACACAAAUUUGGUUGUUGUAGGUCAGCAGGGCCCGGCACUGCCGCCUUCAAUGAAAAAAGUCUUUUUGGAAGAAAAUGAAAUGAAUAAAAUAACAACAAAUUCAAUGUCCGAUCAAACACGUACAAUAACCAGUCGAACACCCAAAGAUUUUUUCUUUAUUAAUGUUUUGGGUGAAGGAAGUUUUUCUACGGUUUAUUAUUCAAAAGAAGUAGAUACGGGGGAUGAAUAUGCAAUAAAAGUUUUGCUCAAAAGUGAAAUUCGUCGUGAGGGACGUGCUCGUUAUGUGCUUAGAGAAAAGGAUAUAAUGGCUUUGUUGACUUAUUUUUAUGGUGGACAUCCCUUCAUUAUUCGUCUUUAUUGUACAUUCCAAGACAAUGACCGCCUUUAUUUUGCUCUAGCCUAUGCAAAACACGGAGAAUUAUUAGAUUGGUUAAGACGUUUAGGCUCUUUUGACGAAGAGGCAACUCUAUUUUACGCUUCAGAAAUUCUCUGUGCUCUAGAAUUUUUGCAUAAAUGCAAAAUUAUUCACAGAGAUUUAAAACCCGAAAAUAUUUUGGUUGGGAAAGAUUGGCAUAUUAUGCUGUCUGAUUUUGGAACUUCCAAAAUAAUUAAUUCUGAACAGACAAAUAAAGAACAAUUACCCCAACAAAUUUUGGAUGAUGUAACAACAACCUUACCCCCACCACCAACUUCCUCCCCCAACAAAAAUAGUGGAGGUGUCAGAAGUUCUUUUGUCGGUACAGCACAUUAUAUAAGUCCGGAAGUUCUCAAAUCUGAAGAUGUUGGGUCUGAGUGUGAUUAUUGGGCAUUGGGGGCUAUUAUCUUUCAAAUGAUUUCUGGACAGCCGCCUUUUCGAGCAGUAAAUGAAUACAAAAUUUUGAAGAAAAUUCUUGGAUUAGAUUUUCACUUCCCAGAAGGUUUCCCUUCUAUUGCAAAACAAUUAGUUAGUGGAUUACUUGUUUAUAAACCAAGUGAACGUCUUGGAAGUGCUGCUAAUGGAGGAAUAGAGGCACUAAAAAGACACGAAUUUUUUAAGAAUGUCAAUUGGGAAAAUAUUUUUACAAGAAAACCGCCAGAAUUAAAACCUUAUUUGCCUGCUAGUUGUGGAGAACCAGCAUUUUAUAGUGAUUAUAACCCUUUAUCUGGAAAUAUUGAGCCUGGAUUGAAUGAAGCAGCGCUUUAUAGAUUAAUGGGGUUGGGGCCUUCUGUUGGAGGCGGGGGUGGUGGAUGUACUUCACUUAGAGGAUUUAUGGAUUUUGAUUGUAUUGAAGAUUUUUUACCCUCAACAUGCUCAAUCCCUCCAAGCGCCUCCGCCUCUUCUUCCUGUUCUUCUUUUAGCUCAACCCCAACAACUUCCUCUUUCCAAACUUCAACAGAUUUAAACGACACAACAAAUUUAUUAUUAUUUUCGAAUUUAACAGAAGAAGAAAGGGAAAGGAGGAGAAAAUGUCAACUUGAACGUCAAAAACAAGAACAUAAAUAUCACCAAUUUGUCCAAAAUAAUUUAAUAUUAAAAUGUGGAUUAAUUGAUAAAAAGAAGGGACUUUUUGCUAGAAGAAGAAUGUUUCUUCUUACAGAGGGCCCCCAUUUAUUUUAUGUUGAUCCAGUUUCAAUGCAUUUAAAGGGGGAAGUCCCUUUUUCGGCUCAAAUGAGGACUGAAGCGAAGAAUUUUAGAACUUUUUUUGUUCAUACGCCAAAAAGGACAUAUUAUCUAUUCGAUCCAGAACGGCAUGCAAAGGAUUGGUGUGAUGCUAUUGACUGGGCUCGUGAACAACACUUCUCUUCUUUAAACAAAUCAAAAGACAAAGUUUCAACAAAAACAAUUGGACAAACUUGUGACAAUCAAGGGGGAGGAAAUAUUCAAAAUAUCAGCAGCGUUACUAAACUUUUUUCUGGAAGAACCAAAAGCCCUUCUUCGGGUGUUGAAUAA
Meloidogyne enterolobii is the source of this 2568-nucleotide messenger RNA. NCBI's taxonomy places the organism in Eukaryota, Metazoa, Nematoda, Chromadorea, Rhabditida, Meloidogynidae. The record is from the annotation of a GenBank genome assembly.